AUGACUAUGGAAUCUGAACAACAACUUUCAUCAUCGGAUUCAACAAUCGUUGGUAUUGUUGAGAAUAUCAAAAAAAGUGCUAGUGAUUCAUGGAAUUAUCGUGGUCUAGAACUUUCAAAUGAGAUGCUUGUUUUACUUAUAAGUCAUCCAAAUAUUGAUAAAGCUGCUGCUGCUCUUGAUGUAACGAUUGGCAGUUUAGCUGAUCCAAGAGAUAUUCCUGGUAUUGCUCAUUUUCUUGAACAUAUGCUUUUUAUGGGUAGUUCAAAAUAUCCAGAUGAAAGUGAAUAUUCAAAAUUAAUAGUAGGAAAUGGUGGUUGUUCAAAUGCUUUUACAAGUGAUGAUCAUACAAAUUUUAAUUUUGAUAUUAAGCCAAGUUCAUUAGCAGAUGCACUUGAUAUUUUUGCUCAGUUUUUUAUUUCACCACUCUUUGUCACAUCAUCGAUCGAUCGUGAAUUAGAAGCAGUUAAUUCUGAAUAUGAAGCAAAUUUAUUUAAAGAUACAUGGCGUAUUUCUCAAUUAGAAAAAUCUACAUCGGAUCCAAAACAUCCAUAUUCAGGAUUUUCUAUUGGUAAUAGAGAAUCAUUAAGAAUAAUACCUAAACAACGUGGAAUUGAUAUUCGACAAGCACUAUUGGAUUUUCAUAAAACUGAAUAUUCAUCAAAUCGAAUGAGUUUAGCUGUACUUGGCAAUCAAUCACUUGAUGAACUUCAAUCAUUUGUUAUUAAAAGUUUUAAAGAGGUACAAAAUAAAAAAUUGAAAAAACCAAAAUAUCCUUCUGAUCCAUAUGGUGAAAGCAAACGAAAAACAAUUUGCUAUCAUAUUCCUGUGAACGAAUCUCGUCAAUUAACAAUCAAUUGGGUUAUACCUGAUCAUAGAGAAUUAUAUUAUUGCAAACCUGAAUCAUAUCUAUCACAUUUGAUUGGACAUCAAGGUGAUGGUUCAUUAUCGUCAUAUUUAAAAACAUUGGGUCUUGCUAUUGAAUUGGUAGCUGGUGAAAGUAAUUCUGCACCUGGAUUUAGUUUUUUUUCUAUUGAUAUCCAACUAACUAUUGAAGGAUUGAAUCAAUGGGAACGAAUUCUUUAUAGUGUUUAUCAAUAUUUGGCUAUGUUAAGUAAAGAAGGACCAAAAGAAUGGAUUUUUAAUGAAGGCAAAAAUAUAAAUCAAAUGGAAUUUCAAUUUGAAGAAAAAGGACAGCCGCGUUAUAUUGUAUCAAAUUUAGCUGGUAGAAUGAGGGAUUAUCCAUUAAGUGAAUGUUUAUCUGGUCCAUAUGAAAUGCGUGAAUUUCGUCCAGAUUUAAUAAAUGAACUUCUUAAUGAAUAUUUAAUUCCAAGUAAAAUGAGAGUAUUUCUCACAAGUAAAGAGUUUCUAUCAAUUGCAAUAGAAAAAGAAAAAUGGUAUGGUACACAAUAUAAACAAGAAUAUUUAUCAGAAGAACUUAUUAAACAAUGUGAAACAUGUGAAAUUAAUCGUGAACUUUAUUUACCAAUACCAAAUAAAUUUAUUCCAACAGAUUUUCAAUUAUUUUCUAAAGAGAAAAAUCUUACACGACCACAAAUACCAACAAAGAUUAAAGAAAAUGAAUAUUAUCGUCUUUAUUAUACUGAAGAUUUAUUUUAUAGAUUUCCUAAAGCUUAUAUUUAUUUUGAAUUUCGAAAUCCAUUAGUAUAUGUUGAUCCAAUACAUGCCAAUUUGACUACACUUUAUGUUGAAUUAAUUAAUGAUUCAUUAACUGAAUUUGUCUAUCAAGCACAACUUGGAGGUUUAGACUAUGAAUUAUAUGAUUGUAAUGAUAGUAUUCAAUUAAAUAUUUCUGGAUUUAAUCAUAAAAUAAAAGAAUUACUUAAUAUAAUUAUUGAUCAUAUGAUUAAUAUUAAAAUAGAAGUAGAACAAUUUGAAAUAAUUAAAGAAAAAGUUAAACAAUCAUUACAAUUUUUUCGUCGUUGUGUUCCUUCUGCAAUGGCAAAUUCUGGUCUUACGUAUUUAACAGCUGAAUAUGAUUGGAAUAAUAAUGAAUUACUUAGUUGUCUUAAUGAUAUUACAAUGCAUGAUGUAGAAUCAUUCAUUACUCGAAUAUUAAAACGUUUUUAUAUUGAUUCAUUAAUGUAUGGAAAUUUAACAAAAAAUCAAGCAAUUGAGUACAUGACUUUAGUCAAACAAAAAUUUCAAGAAAAAUCUUUUUAUCAACCACUUUUUCCUAGUAUGUGGUUUAAUCAACGUGGAUUAAUAUUACCUAAUGGUUUGUUUGACUUCUCUUAUUUAUUUUAAAUUGAAUAUUU
Molecule: messenger RNA, 2276 nt
Organism: Rotaria sordida
Lineage: Eukaryota; Metazoa; Rotifera; Eurotatoria; Philodinida; Philodinidae
Source: the annotation of a GenBank genome assembly